Candidozyma pseudohaemuli is the source of this 2973-nucleotide messenger RNA. RefSeq names its product Mis12p (gene MIS12). Gene Ontology annotation, biological process: tetrahydrofolate interconversion. The coding region runs from base 1 to 2973 and encodes 990 amino acids. The record is from RefSeq and is a predicted model, not a curated record. Gene Ontology annotation, cellular component: cytosol. The transcript has a single exon. Lineage: Eukaryota; Fungi; Ascomycota; Pichiomycetes; Serinales; Metschnikowiaceae. Gene Ontology annotation, molecular function: methylenetetrahydrofolate dehydrogenase (NADP+) activity; ATP binding; formate-tetrahydrofolate ligase activity.
AUGUUGGCCAGAUUCUCCAGAACGUGGCAGGUCUCUGCCAGAAAACAACUUCAUAGCACCCCAAGGUAUCUUGAUGCCGUGGUGGUGUCUGGAACGAAAUUGGCCAAGUCUAUCAAACACCAGGUGGCUCAGAAGGUCAUUGAAUACAACCGUGAACAGUUCCCAUCGCUUGAUUUACCCGUCACCAAUGACGGUAUUACCUUCGAACAACUUACCUUCAAGCCUCAGUUGACCAUCAUUCAGGUCGGUAGCAGGCCAGACUCCUCCGCUUACGUGCGUUCAAAGCUCAAGGCUGCCCAAAUUUCCAACAUUCAGCUGAAGCUUGUGCAAUUCGAUGAGGACCUCACUGAGGAGGAAUUGCUUGAGGAGGUUGACCGCUUGAACAAAGAUCCUAAAGUCAAUGGUAUUUUGAUCCAGCUUCCAUUGCCCAAGCACAUCAAUGAAACGUUAGUUACCAACGCCGUUGCUACUGAGAAGGAUGUCGAUGGCUUCGACAGAUUCAAUGUGGGAGAGCUCUCCAAGCGUGGUGGUAACCCCAAGUUUAAGCCAUGCACCCCAAAUGGUAUCAUGGAGCUUAUCAAGACCACCGGAGUCCAAUUGCGUGGUAAGUCUGCUGUGGUGAUUGGCCGUUCUGACAUUGUUGGUACCCCAGUUGCAGCCAUGUUGAGAAACGAAGAUUGUACUGUCACUGUGUGCCAUCGUUAUACCUAUGAUUUGCCCUCUGUUGUUCGUGGUGCCGACGUGGUUGUUGCUGCCGUGGGUAUUCCAGAAUACGUCAAGGCUGACUGGGUCAAGGAUGGUGCCGUGGUUAUCGAUGUCGGUAUUAACUACAAGGAGGACUCUUCUGCCAAAAACGGCAAGAAGCUCGUCGGUGAUGUUGCCUACGAGGAGGUGGCCAAAAAGGCUUCGUACAUCACGCCUGUUCCAGGUGGAGUCGGCCCAAUGACUGUGGCGAUGUUGUGCUCCAAUGUGUAUGAUGCUGCCAUUGCUCAAGCCAAGAAGGCUCACGACCACAAAUUCAAGCCAUUGCCUCUCGAAUGCAAGCGCCCUGUUCCAUCUGACUUUGACAUCUCCCGUGCCCAGAAACCAAAGAAAAUCACCAAGGUUGCUCAAGAAUUGGGUCUCUUGGAAGCCGAGCUCGAGCCUUAUGGCCACUACAAAGCCAAGGUUGACCCUAAGAAGGUUGCUGAACGUUUGGACGAGCAGCUUGAAGGCGACGCCUCUUCUAGAGGACACUUUGUUCUUGUGGCUGGUAUCACUCCUACUCCAUUGGGUGAGGGUAAGUCCACCACCACUAUUGGUUUGACUCAGGCUCUUGGUGCUCACUUGGGCUUCAACUCUAUCGCCAACGUUCGUCAGCCAUCCAUGGGUCCUACCUUUGGUGUCAAGGGUGGUGCUGCUGGAGGCGGUUACGCCCAGGUGAUUCCUAUGGAUGAGUUCAACAUGCACUUGACCGGAGACAUCCACGCCAUUUCUGCCGCCCAAAACUUGUUGUGUGCUGCUGUCGACACCCGUAUGUUCCACGAGGCUACUUCCAAGACCACCAAGGGUUUCUACAAGCGUUUGGUGCCUGCCAAGAAGGGCAAGCGUCUGUUCACCAAGCAGAUGUUGGCUCGUUUGGAGAAGUUGGGUAUCAGCAAGACUAACCCAGACGACUUGACCGAGGAGGAAAUCGAGAAGUUCGCCAAGCUCAACAUUGACCCUGAAUCCAUCACCAUCAAGCGUGUGGUUGACUGUAACGAUAGGUUUGUUCGUGAGAUCACCAUUGGUCAGGGCAAGAAUGAGGCCGCCAAGUACCCACCUCGUACCUCUGGAUUCGACAUCACCGUUGCCUCUGAAAUCAUGGCCAUCUUGGCUUUGUCGACCUCUCUCAAGGACUUGAGAGAGCGUGUUGGUAAGAUUGUUGUUGGUACUCAAAAGGACACUGGAGUUGCCAUCACUGCUGAGGACAUUGGCUGUGCCGGUGCCAUUACUGCUCUUUUGAAGGAUGCCAUCAAGCCUAACAUGAUGCAGACUCUCGAAGGUACUCCUGUUUUCGUUCACGCUGGUCCUUUCGCCAACAUCUCCAUCGGUGCCUCCUCCGUCAUUGCUGACAGAUUGGCCUUGAAGUUGACUUCCCCAGCCAACCCUAUCAACAACGGUAAAAAGGGUUUCGUGAUCACUGAAGCCGGUUUCGACUUCACCAUGGGUGGUGAGCGUUUCUUCAACAUCAAGUGCCGUGCCGCUGGUGUUUCUCCAGACACUGUUGUUCUUGUUGCUACCUCCAGAGCCUUGAAGUUGCACGGUGGUGCUUCCGACGUCAAGCCAGGUCAGGAAUUGCCCGCCGAGUACACCACUGAAAACUUGGAAUUCUUGAAAAAGGGUUGUGCCAACUUGGCCAAGCAGAUCUCCAACAUCAAGCAGUACAACGUCCCUGUUGUUGUGGCCAUCAACGAGUUUGAGACCGACAGCAAGAACGAGCUCCGUCUUAUCCAAGAAGAGGCCUUGGCUGCUGGUGCCGACUACGCUGUUGCUUCUGCCCAUUGGGCCGAGGGUGGUUCUGGUGCUCUUAAGUUGGCCGAAGCCGUUGCCAAUGCUGCUGCCAAGAAUGAGACCACUGACCAGACCUUCUUGUACGAUGUCAACUCUUCCGUCGAGGACAAGUUGUUGGCGAUCGCCUCCAAGAUGUACGGCGCCGAGGCAAUUGAGUUGUCUCCUUUGGCCAAGAAGCAGAUCGAGACCUACACUCAACAGGGUUUCGACAAGUUGCCUAUUUGCAUUGCCAAAACCCAGUACUCCCUCUCGCACGAUCCAGCAUUGAAGGGUGUUCCUACCGGAUUCACUGUGCCUAUUAGAGAGGUCAGAUGUAGUGCUGGUGCUGGCUACUUGUAUGCUCUUGCAGCCGAGAUUAUGACCAUCCCAGGCUUGCCCACCCAUGCGGGUUACAUGAAUGUGGAGGUGAACGAUGACGGAGAGAUUGAGGGAUUGUUUUAG